UAUAGAUAGAUAAUCCAAAUACACACUUGCUUACGAAAAUCAAGUUUUAAUGCUAUCGUUCCUUUUGUUGCUACUAUCCGCAAGUCAAACUGCUAAAUUUGUUUGUUUCCUUCUAUUAUUUUAGCCAAGGAUAGACCAAGUUAUCCGCAUUUUGGCCCUGAUUUCCCAUCUUGACUAGCUGGUGGUGGCAGUUACACAUAGGGAGAUGGGGAGGGCGCCUUGUUGCGAAAAAGUGGGGUUGAAGAAGGGGAGAUGGACGGCGGAAGAGGAUGUGUUAUUGACCAAGUAUAUUCAAGCUAACGGUGAAGGCUCCUGGAGAUCAUUACCCAAGAAUGCAGGAUUACUGAGGUGUGGGAAGAGUUGCAGACUAAGGUGGAUUAAUUACUUGAGAGCUGACUUGAAAAGGGGAAACUUUACUUCCCAAGAGGAAGAAGUCAUCAUUAACUUGCAUGCUACUUUGGGGAAUAGAUGGUCUUUAAUUGCCAGUUACUUACCAGGAAGAACAGACAACGAGAUUAAGAACUAUUGGAACUCUCAUUUGAGUAGAAAAAUCCAUAGCUUUAGAAGGCCAUUAACUCAAAGCAUGCCAGUCAUCAUGGACCUCACCAAGACGGCCGUGAUUGCUAAGCGGAAAGGAGGUAGAAAUAGCAAAGGGUCGAUGAAGGAAAACAAAAGCCGCAGUACCCAGAAAGAUACUGGAAGUUGUUCAAAUAAACCUACUGAAAACGUUUGUGUUAAUGAAGUUGUGCCAUUCCCAUCCACUCCAUUGUUAGAAAAAGAAACCUUGUCCACUACUGCCAUUGAAGAUCGCAUGGUACUGGAUCAACAUGGAGAAGAUAAGGAGAGAACAACCCAUGUUGUACCCAGUCCUUGUCACGACACCGUUGUUGAAGGAAUGUUGGGCUCAAGCGAGGAGAGAGAGAGCCUGGUCAGUGAGGAAGGAACCAUAGAGAAUUCAAUGCAGUGCCCUAGUGGCAACGCUGAGAAAGGGACUGGUAUUUUAGCACCACAUGAGAGUAUUGAUAGCAGUGAGAUAGAGUGGUUUAAUGAUAUCCUGGAUAGUGAAUUGCUACAGCCAAGUGGGGAUUUGACGUUUACUGAACUAGGAGAGGACAGUGGUAAUGUGAAAACACACACAACUGCAGCUAAUAAUGAGGAAAUAGUGAGUAGGAACUGUAGUGCAGAUAGUGGUGGGGACUUGAGCUCAUGUACUUCAACAACAUUUUACUUUGUUGAUGAUUGGGAGUGGGAAAAUGUUGUUCCAAGAAGUGAGCUUUGGGAUGAGAAGGAAUACAUGUGUUCUUGGCUGUGGGAGCCAAGCGACUAUCAUGGGAAAGGAGAGAGACAUAAAGUGGAUGAUAAUGGCUUUGAGGGGCACAAUCCCAUGAUUGCUGCUAAUGCUUCGCUUUUCUCCUAAUGCUCCUCCUUGUUCCUCCUGCUUUAGUGUCUAGCUACACUUCCAUGUCAAUAUUUUAUCUAGGUAGACGGUGUGAACAUGUCCUGCCGUUUUUUCUUUUUGUUUUACUUUAAGAUUUUGCUUCUCUUUUCAAUUCUGAUGCUUUGUUUUCUUUGUAAACUGAUUUGUGAUGGAAAAAAGAUUGAAGAAAACAUUUUCAA
Molecule: messenger RNA, 1617 nt
Organism: Gossypium raimondii (Peruvian cotton)
Lineage: Eukaryota; Viridiplantae; Streptophyta; Magnoliopsida; Malvales; Malvaceae
Product: transcription factor MYB15
Exons: 3
Coding region: 206-1417 (403 amino acids)
Source: RefSeq, a predicted model, not a curated record